AAUGUGUUGAUUCUGUUGGGGACUGUAGUCAGCGUGAUGUUUUGUGAGAGACACACUGCCUUGGAUUUUUAAACAAUUCUAAGGAAAGUUCAUUGUCAACAAGAACAUCCAGGAGGCAGAUAGCUCCGGGUUAAUGUGGAGUCAUAGGUCGUAACCACCCCCCCUAUCAGCCAUGAGCAGCAAACCCCAACCCCCUCUGAUGAAGAAGCACAGCCAGACAGAUCUGGUGAGCCGGCUGAAGACCAGGAAGAUACUGGGCGUCGGAGGAGAGGACGAUGACGGCGAGAUACACAGGUCAAAGAUCAGUCAGAUGCUGGGAAAUCAGAUGAGGUUUGGCGUACGAGAGCCAAUAGGCCUCAGGAUAUGGAUUCUCAUGUCUGCUGUUCUGUUCACAACCAUAGCCUUAAUAGCUCUAGUGUUCCCCAGUCAGCUCUAUGAAUUUGUGUUUGAGCUCAGGACCACCAGGAUCUCCAUCAGACUCUAUGGAGGAGCACUACUCAGUGUCUCAUUGAUCAUGUGGAAAGGUCUGUACACGGCAGAGAAAGCCAUUAUCCAGUGGACCCUGCUCACCGAGGCCUGCCUCCUGUCUGUCCAGUUCCUGGUGACCAUCAUCACCCUGGUGGAGCUGGGUCGGAUGUCAAACUCUGCCAUCCUCCUCCUCCUCAGUGAAGUCCUCUUCCUCAUCAUCACACUCCUCUACUACUACCACCUGGGUCGCAGGACCAAGAAGACCCAGAACCAUACACAUAGCUCUGAUUAGACCCAGAAGACCCAGAACCAUAGAUAUAGCAGUUAUGAUUAGACCCAGAACCAUAGAUAUAGCAGCUCUGAUUAGACCCAGAUCCAUAGAUAUAGCAGCUCUGAUUAGACCCAGAACCAUAGAUCUAGUUCUGAUUAGACCCAGAACUAUAGAUCUAGUUCUGAUUAGACCCAGAACCAUAGAUCUAGUUCUGAUUAGACCCAGAACCAUAGAUCUAGUUCUGAUUAGACCCAGAACUAUAGAUCUAGUUCUGAUUAGACCCAGAACCAUAGAUCUAGUUCUGAUUAGAGCCAGAAGACCCAGAACCAUAGAUCUAGUUCUGAUUAGACCCAGAAGACCCAGAACCAUAGAUCUAGUUCUGAUUAGACCCCCUCUCCCAAAACAGUGUUAUAACUAUCAAUUUGAUAUCAUGGCUGGUCAGUCCUUGCAUCCAUAGCUCUGUCUAUGAAUUUGAGUGUUUACAAAUCUCCAACCCCAUCCCUCAGCUUUUGACCAAAACAGUGGUGGGGUGGACACUUUGUUAUUGUUUGAACUACAGAUUGCCCCUUUACGGUCAGUUAAGAUAAAAAGCUUGACGGGUUUAGAUUGUGGCUCCAAAGCAACACUCCAGUCAACGUGACUGCUUAGUGCUUACCCUGCCCAAAUGGCACCCUAGUCUAUACUUACCCCACAUAGGACUCUGUUCAGAAGUAGUGCACUAUAUAGGGAAUAGGGCUCUGGUCUAUAGUAGUGCACUAUAUAGGGCAUAAUAAGGUGCCAUUUUUCAUGGACACUUCGAUCACAGUUUCAUUGAGACUGCCCCAACCACUUAAAUCCAUUGUGUUAAUAGGUAAAGCUCUGGUUGAAUUUUUUUUUAGGAAAGGAGCUUUUAAAUGUGAUUGCCAAAGAAGGUGAUUGUAUUUUGCAGUAUGCCAUGUGUUAUAAAACAUGUCAAUACAUAUUUGCUAGUUACUGAACAUGUACCCGCAGAAAGAGAACAGUGUUGUUUUCAGACUGUGGGUCUUUUCUGUAGAUACCUAGUCUCGUGACUCAUGUAGAACUUGUAUAAGCCUGUUUGGGAAACACUGGGUAGGGGUAGAACCUGUAUAAACCUGUUUGGGAAACACUGGGUUAGUGGGUAGAACCUGUAUAAGCCUGUUUGGGAAACACUGGGUUAGGAGGUAGAACCUGUAUAAGCCUGUUUGGGAAACACUGGGUUAAGAGGUAGAACCUGUAUAAGCCUGUUUGGAAAACACUGGGUUAGGGGGUAGAACCUGUAUAAGCCUGUUUGGGAAACACUGGGUUAGGAGGUAGAACCUGUAUAAGCCUGUUUGGGAAACACUGGGUUAGGGGGUAGAACCUGUAUAAGCCUGUUUGGGAAACACUGGGUUAGGAGGUAGAACCUGUAUAAGCCUGUUUGGGAAACACUGGGUUAGGAGGUAGAACCUGUAUAAGCCUGUUUGGGAAACACUGGGUUAGGGGUAGAACCUGUAUAAGCCUGUUUGGGAAACACUGGGUUAGGGGUAGAACCUGUAUAAGCCUGUUUGGGAAACACUGGGUUAGGGGGUAGAACCUGUAUAAGCCUGUUUGGGAAACACUGGGUUAGGAGGUAGAACCUGUAUAAGCCUGUUUGGGAAACACUGGGUUAGGAGGUAGAACCUGUAUAAGCCUGUUUGGGAAACACUGGGUUAGGGGUAGAACCUGUAUAAGCCUGUUUGGGAAACACUGGGUUAGGGGGUAGAACCUGUAUAAGCCUGUUUGGGAAACACUGGGUUAGGGGUAGAACCUGUAUAAGCCUGUUUGGGAAACACUGGGUUAGGGGGUAGAACCUGUAUAAGCCUGUUUGGGAAACACUGGGUUAGGAGGUAGAACCUGUGUUUCGGUCUGGGUCAGAGAACGACUACUGUCUAAUGUUCUGCUUUAUGUUGGUUUGGGUCAGAGAACGACUACUGUUGUCUAAUGUUCUGUUUUAUGUUGGUCUGGUUCAGAGAGUGUUGUCUAAUGUUCUGCUUUAUGUUGGUUUGGGUCAUGUUCAUAUCGGUGAAAACAGUAAGAAAAAACCCCAGAGUGAAACAGUGAGGUACUUACCUGUCCAAUAAGAAACGCUCAUGUCAGUUUCUUCCCGUUGCGUUCCCUGAUGGACACAACACUGGUUUUGUUCUGUACUAAUAUAUGUUGUAUUAAAGAAACACUCCACCUCUUUUGUUUUGUGGGACUCAAGCAUUCUUCCAUGUGUUUACGUUUUUUGCUGGACUGACUGAAGGAUAAUCCUUCAGUCUGGGAAAAUGUGACAGAAGGAAAAGGAAUCAAUCAGGCCGAUGUAUCAUUUUAAUACUCCCACUGAACAGUUAUUUUAUGUUCAGCAGUGCAUCAAAGGGUCAUUUUUAAUCAUCGUUAUGUACUGAAGCUUGGGUCGUGGAAACUGGGCUGUUUGCUUUUGCAUUGAGGUAGAGAGAACAUACUAGAUGCAUUCUUCAGAUACAAUAGAAGGUUUAGGACACUUUGUGUAACACGUUGGACCUGACAUGUUUUAAAAAAAAAAUCGUUGUGUUUUGACACUUCUACAGAGAUGUACUUUUUUGGGGGUACGGUAUCACGUCUGAUUUAACUUUCUCUGAACACCAAGCAAUUUGAAUAUCUCUUAUUAGAAUAGAGGAAGUUUACUAUCUCUUCAUCCAGGCACAUCUUUAUCUUUCAGCAUUUGGGACCACGGUGGAUUUGUCAUCAUGAACGGCAUCAAUGCUUUAGGAAAUGUGAUAGAUGUUAUUAUUGUGUCUAUCUUAAAUGUACAUUGUGCAUAAAGGUAUAGACAUGCUGUAUUUGAUUUGUAUAUGUAUCAACAGACAACAAUAAAUUGACUAUUUUUUCCCUC
Molecule: messenger RNA, 3611 nt
Organism: Salmo salar (Atlantic salmon)
Lineage: Eukaryota; Metazoa; Chordata; Actinopteri; Salmoniformes; Salmonidae
Product: tumor protein p53-inducible protein 11
Source: RefSeq, a predicted model, not a curated record